This is a messenger RNA of Mytilinidion resinicola, 2081 nucleotides long. RefSeq lists its product as uncharacterized. Gene Ontology annotation, cellular component: membrane. The record is from RefSeq and is a predicted model, not a curated record. Lineage: Eukaryota; Fungi; Ascomycota; Dothideomycetes; Mytilinidiales; Mytilinidiaceae. The coding region runs from base 16 to 1674 and encodes 552 amino acids. The transcript has 3 exons.
CGCCACUGUACCACCAUGUCGCUUGGAUGUCAAAUCGCCCCGGCCUACCACGAAGAGGCUGCUCUGUCUGUUUCCUCGUCGUCGUCGUCGUCUUCUUCUGGCAGCGAUGAGGAGGAUCAGCUCCAGUCCAGCACUGAAGAAGCUAACAUCGAGAAUAUUGAGACCGCGGUGGAUGAUGGUGGCAUCGCGAGACGGCCCACGCAGACAAGGACAAAGAGCUCAAGGUCGGCCAAGACGAUUCAGCCACCGCUCGCCCCAGUUGGGUUCUGGCACUUUGAGAUGAGUGGAGUGCGGUUACACGUGAUAAAACUCUGGGCGAGGACGACUCUGAUCCUGGCAAUCGCCAUUAUGGCAUUUCUCUGUUUAUUCUGGGGUGCUCUGUUUAGGCAAAACGACCUCGCCAAGAAGCUCAGUAUAUAUGUGGUCGACUUUGAUGGCCAGGUGGAACCAUAUCUGACCGACAAACCUUUUGUGGGACCCCUCGUCACAAGAGCAGUGCAACAAAUCCUCGACGGCGAAGGAGCUCAUCCCGGAUACAUCUUCAAGUCCCCCUCUGACUUUGAUAACGACCCUAUGAAAGUGCGAGCAGCAGUCUACGACCAACACGCCUGGGCCGCCGUGAUCAUCAACCCCAACGCCACUACCCUCCUCUACCGCGCUAUUGAGCAAGGUAAUACCUCUUACGAUCCCACCGGCGCCGGACAGAUUGUCUACAAUACCGCCCGCGACCAAAACGUGGCCGGCUCCUACAUCACGCCCUCAACAACUGCCCUCCAAUCUCUCGUCGCCGCCUCAUUUGGCCGCGUAUUCCUCUCCACACUCCUCACCAAUUCCUCCAACACCCUCGCCUCCAUCUCACGCGUCCCCCAAGCCAUCUCCCCUGGUAUCGCCCUGCAACGAUACGACCUACGUCCCUUUGGCCCGCCCAUCGCCACGCCAGCCGUCAGCGUCGGGCUUAUAUACCUUAUUAUCAUCGCUUUCUUCAGCUUCACCUUUUUCCUGCCCAUCCACCUGAAAUACCUUCAGCCAAAGGGGCAUCCCCCACUGCACUUCCACCAACUCAUCAUCUGGCGCUGGACCGCAACCGUUGGCUCCUAUUUCUUCCUCUCCUGCGUAUACUCGCUCGUCUCCCUCGCCUACCUCAUGCCGAUGUCCAACCACCCAGCCUCGCACGUGCAGCCAGCGGUGGAUGCGAACGCGUACGGGAAGGGCACGUUUAUGGUAUAUUGGAUGAUUAACUGGAUCGCUAUGAUUGCGUUUGGGAUCGCGUGCGAAAACAUGGCCAUGAUGCUGGGGACGCCCUGGACGGCGCUGUGGUUGAUCUUUUGGGUGAUAUCGAAUGUCACCACGGGGUUUUAUUCGUUGGUGCUGGCGCCGGGCUUUUAUAGGUGGGGGUAUGCGUGGCCGAUGCAUAAUGUCGUCGAAGCCACCCGCUCCACCCUCUUUGACCUCCACCCACGCAUCGGGCUUAAUGUUGGCAUCCUUCUCACUUGGUGUGCGAUCGACACGGUCCUCUUUCCCUUUUGUUGCUACUACAUGCGGUGGAAAUCGAUCAAGGAGAAGAAGCUGGCGGCACAGCGGGAGGCGCACUGGCAAGAGAAGAUGCGGAAAGAGAAGGAAGAGCCCAGUCUUUUCACCAGAGUCACUACGACUAAGUCGAGGCCGAGGGACUAGACCAAGGCUCUAUAAGCGAACGAAAAAGGAGAACUUUCCUAGGUUGAGGCAAUACCUGAUGGGUCAAAAAAUAGCAUGAUAUGACAUGGAAUGGGAGUUCAAUCGGGCAAUACUAUGCUCUCGUUACACUUGAGUGUCAUUGUAUGAAGUCCUCUAGCAGAUCUGGAUCGGAUCGAGGUGGUUGAUUUUGGGCGAUCUGUACUCUCGCCAGGCCUCAGACACCGCUAUCUAACAGUACACUUGAGGUGCGUGAGGAUAUUUACCUCAGAAUCCGUGAGAUGAAGCAUAUGAGUGCCUUCUUGAACUGUCCUUCACCAGUAUUACUGCGGCAUCGGAUUUGAGACAUACACGCGCAGUAAUCAUAGUACGUGUGUACACCUGAUGGCUGCUGUCUGAAAUGCUCUAGC